This is a messenger RNA of Centropristis striata (black sea bass), 1171 nucleotides long. Its product is annotated as retinal cone rhodopsin-sensitive cGMP 3',5'-cyclic phosphodiesterase subunit gamma-like. Gene Ontology annotation, biological process: positive regulation of epidermal growth factor receptor signaling pathway; visual perception; positive regulation of G protein-coupled receptor signaling pathway. Gene Ontology annotation, molecular function: cGMP binding; 3',5'-cyclic-nucleotide phosphodiesterase activity. Gene Ontology annotation, cellular component: photoreceptor outer segment membrane. The transcript has 2 exons. The record is from RefSeq and is a predicted model, not a curated record. Bases 1 to 261 code for a protein of 86 amino acids. NCBI's taxonomy places the organism in Eukaryota, Metazoa, Chordata, Actinopteri, Perciformes, Serranidae.
AUGAACGCCAGCCCCCCUGCAGGAAGUGCCCUGGCCCCCGGCGGCUCGACCGGCCCCACCACACCCAAGAAGGGACCACCCAAGUUCAAGCAGAGGCAGACUCGUACAUUCAAGAGCAAGGCCCCAAAACCAGGCCAGAAGGGCUUUGGCGACGAUAUCCCCGGCAUGGAGGGUCUCGGCACAGACAUCACAGUGGUGUGCCCAUGGGAAGCCUUCGGCGACAUGGAGCUCAGCGACUUGGCCAAAUACGGCAUUAUCUAAACCCACUGCCUCCUGCCUUCCUCACCUGCCUGUACCUCUCCUAAUCCUCUCCACCUUGCCUUCUCUCCACCCGGGCUCGGCAGGCCGCGAUAAGGCCGCCGGCAACCCCCCUAAUGCCCUCUCGUCUAUCUACCUCAUGCUUCCCUCCACUGAGUGGAUGGGGAGCAUAAUGAUGCUAUUUUUAUUAUUUUAUUAUUAUAUGAUACUGUUUAUAGUAUAUAUACUUGAAAAUGAGAAGACGAGAAAAAAGAACUCCACGUACCUUAUUCCCAUUCCCUUCAUCCAUUUAUCAUAGUCUUCUCCUUUCUUUUCCUCCCUCCUCAUUCGGACUCCCUCUCUCCCUCCGCCACUCCAAUCCCGCGGCAAUGGACGCAAGCAAAACACUAGUUAAUACUAGCUUGUAUUUGCUUCUAGCUGUCUGUUAAAAUGUAAAUACUAUGUUCUCAGUGUCGGAAACCUUUUGACCUUGUUUUCCAACCUACCUUUUGUACCUUCUCCCGCUUUUAUUUUUGCAUUGUAUUUUCUACUCCUUGUACACAAGGCUACUGUCAACACCAAGGGAUGCAAGGAGAGUGUGCAAUAUUCUGUAAUGGUUAAAAAUAACUACAAUGUACUUUCACCUGAUAAUGGAGUGUGAACUCCCUUUUAUCCCAUCUCUCUUUCUCCUUGCUGCUAUCUGAACCCACGUCCCUCCUUAGAGAAACCAAAUAUACUGUAUGUUCUGUGAUGCAAGCACAAUACCACAGACACUGUACUGUGAACUGAUAUGUCCGGAUAGCCGCAGUAAAAUGUGUAUAUUUUUAGUACUGUAUGUUGUCUGUCUCUUUUUUUUCUUGUGGGAUAUCUCAUAAGAGAUGAAACAAUUAUGGUUAAAAACAUGCCAAACAGAGUAAAGUUGUCAUGAUUUGAU